AUGGUGGAUUUUCUCUCCGCACAAACUUCCUACUCACUGACUCUUCCAGGUAGCCCAUUUCUGAUUUCUAACUGUCAAGAUGGACUCGAUCAUACAGAUUCGCCUGAGCUAGAGAGGGUUCGCAACCUAGUGCAUCAGCAGCGUCAAGAAUCGUGUCUCCAGACCACGGCUACAACACUAGACCUAUUCAUUGACUGGCUAUCCAUGCUGCGCAGACGCGUUUUUUUAGCCUCUCGUCAGCUUUUGCGACGCUCCAUUUGGUUAGAUCAUUUAUUUCAAGAAAUCCAAAUUCAAGCAGAUCAUUUAGCCAAAGCCGAGCGUCGAGCUGGCCAGCUUACUAGCCGUGCGAGAUGUGCUUCCAACUGGCUUAUUUCAGUCUUGAACAACAUCAAUCGAGGUUGCAAUUUGACCACUCUUGAUCAGCUUUCAUCGGCCAUAUCUGCAGAUAACCCAUUUGAUAGGUAA
Protopolystoma xenopodis is the source of this 465-nucleotide messenger RNA. The record is from the annotation of a GenBank genome assembly. NCBI's taxonomy places the organism in Eukaryota, Metazoa, Platyhelminthes, Monogenea, Polystomatidea, Polystomatidae.